AUGGCUCUCGAGACUCUCAAUUCUCCUACUUCAGCCACCGCCACCGCUCGGCCUUUUCUCCGGUAUCGUGAAGAAAUGGAGCCAGAGAAUCUCGAGCAGUGGGCUAAAAGAAAACGUACCAAACGUCAACGUUUUGAUCAGAACCAUCACAAUCAAGAAACCACUCCUUCAGAAGAAGAGUAUCUAGCUCUUUGUCUACUCAUGCUCGCUCGUGGCUCCGCCGUCCAGUCUCCUCCUCCGCCGUCUCUGCCGUCAUCUAGUCACCGUGGUUACAAGUGUACGGUCUGUGGAAAGUCGUUUUCCUCUUACCAAGCCUUAGGUGGACACAAGACCAGUCACCGGAAACCAGUGAAUAACAUCGACGUUCCAAGUCACCAAGAGCCGUCUAAUAUCAUCCAUAUUAACAGCAACGUCAGUUCCGUUGUUAUUAACGGUAACGGUGUUAGUCAGAGUGGAAAGAUUCAUACAUGUUCUAUUUGUUUCAAGUCAUUUUCCUCUGGUCAAGCCUUAGGUGGACACAAACGGUGUCACUAUGACGGUGGUAAUAACGUGAACGGUAAAGCUAGUAGCAGCAACAGCGUUGAAGUCAUCGGUGGUAGUGACGUCAGCGACGUGGAUGAUGAAAGAUCAUCGGAACAAAGCGCUAUAGGCGGCCACCGUGGAUUUGACUUAAACUUACCGGCUGAUCAAGUCACGGUGGUGAUUUCUUAACGUUGACUCGGUUAGAUAAAAAGUCAACUUUCAAGGGAGGAAUGGGGUUAGUGGACGCAAGACUAGUAAGGGCCGUUUCUUACCAGUUGCUUCAGCUUGACUGAGUCUGUUAUGAAAAUGAUUG
Molecule: messenger RNA, 835 nt
Organism: Eruca vesicaria subsp. sativa (arugula)
Lineage: Eukaryota; Viridiplantae; Streptophyta; Magnoliopsida; Brassicales; Brassicaceae
Source: the annotation of a GenBank genome assembly